This is a messenger RNA of Acanthoscelides obtectus, 1215 nucleotides long. The record is from the annotation of a GenBank genome assembly. Lineage: Eukaryota; Metazoa; Arthropoda; Insecta; Coleoptera; Chrysomelidae.
AUGGCAAAUAAUGAGGCGACCUGCAGUUCUAGGACUGUCAGGCGAUGGCCUGCAGGCCGCAUCGUUUGUAUACAACUGAACGUGUAUGGUCUAUAUCGCAGGCCACGACUGCAGGUCAAAUUUCAGUCCAUUGCCUGCAGUCCGCCUGUACGUGAAUGGGUACCAUAUGGUACCCAUUCACGUACAGGCGGACUGCAGUCCCGAACUGUGAACGAUCUGGCCGUCAGUCCAAAUUUCAGCAUACACGUACAGGUGGCCGGCAGGUCUGUGCCUGCAGUUUACAAAGAUUGCACAAAAAGUGCCUUUCGAAAGGAGCACAAAAAAGUUCUAAAAUCAAAAAGAAGUGGAUCAUCUACAGAAGAGCUGUAUGAGCCAACUCUUUGGUAUUAUAAAUUACUGCUUUUUACGGCUUCGCAGGAAGAACCUAGGAUGUCAGUUUCAAAUGAUGAUGAGUCGGAGUCGGAGGGUGACGAUGCCAAUAAUGAGGAAGAUGUCACCCAGCAUGAUACUCAAUUUUCACCGCUUACUGAAGAUGCGUUGCAAGCACCGUCUGAAAUAUAUCAGCUAUCACCACCACAAACACCGCAUCAGUCAUCAACCUAUUCACGUCCAUCAACUUCCAGAUCUUCUAAUAGUGCAAAAAGAAAGAAGUAUGGACAGGAAGAAAGUAUCCAAAGGAUUUGCGCUAAGUUGGACAGAGAAAAUGAUGAAUGUGACAGUAUUGGAGAAAAUGUGGCCCAUAAACUGCGCCGAAUGGACAGCGACCAGAAAAUGUAUGCUGAAUUAUUACUUCACCGUCUUCUCUUCCUUGGUGUUCAAAAGAAAUUAUGCGAGGAAUCUCAUAUAUGUAUAAAUUCGGCACAUAGCGUUUCAUCUCAUUAUAAUACUAUGUUGCCAAUGCAACUUCAAUACAAUCAACAGCCACAACCUUUAACUCCUUCUCCUUUCCAACCCAUAUUAACAAAUCAGCAACAACAAACUUUCACUUCUUCGCAACACACAUCAACUUACAAUCAGCAACAAAAUGUCACUCUUUCCCGACCCUCAGCAACUAUUUCUGAAACACAGUACACAAAUGCAGAAGGAGAAAACCUCGACAUAAAUAUAAACUAUAUAAGACCUCUUGAUAAAACUACCCCUGAAACAAUGGAGGAAAGCGGCAACACGUCGAAACUUAAAGGAUCUUUAACUGAAUUGCUGGUUUUUAAUCGAUGA